Nematolebias whitei (Rio pearlfish) is the source of this 4009-nucleotide messenger RNA. It is a transcript of the gene grip1, whose product is annotated as glutamate receptor interacting protein 1. Gene Ontology annotation, biological process: neurotransmitter receptor transport, endosome to postsynaptic membrane. The transcript is spliced from 24 exons. Gene Ontology annotation, molecular function: nuclear glucocorticoid receptor binding. NCBI's taxonomy places the organism in Eukaryota, Metazoa, Chordata, Actinopteri, Cyprinodontiformes, Rivulidae. Bases 119 to 3364 code for a protein of 1081 amino acids. The record is from RefSeq and is a predicted model, not a curated record.
GAGCAGGGGGAGGUGAAGCAGCUACAGCUAACUAGCCAUGUUGCUGUCCCCGCUGCUGCUGUCGGUGUGUGACUGCUAGCGGGCCGCCCUGGACUCCCUAACCGCCCUGAGGUGCAUCAUGCCCGGCUGGAAGAAGAACAUUCCGGCCUGUCUCCAGCCGGACCAGGAAGGAGAUGAGGGGCCGUACGCAAAACACUCCGCCGGGUCUCGACCUCCGGACCGAGCGCUGGCCAUCAGGAGGCAGAGUAUACCAGAUGAGUUUCGGGGCUGCACCGUGGUGGAGCUGAUGAAGAAGGAGGGAACGACGCUCGGCCUCACCGUCUCAGGAGGCAUCGACAAAGACGGAAAACCUCGGGUUUCAAACCUGCGGCAAGGAGGCAUCGCUGCCAGGAGUGACCAGCUGAACGUGGGCGACUACAUCCGCUCCGUCAACGGCAUCAACCUGGCCAAGUUCAGACACGACGAGAUCAUCAGCCUGCUGAAGAACGUCGGGGAGCGAGUCGUGCUGGAGGUGGAGUACGAGCUGCCGCCCGUCUCGGUCCAGGGCUCAGGGGUCGUCUUCAAGAACGUGGAGGUGACGCUUCAUAAAGAAGGAAACGGCUUCGGCUUCGUCAUCAGAGGUGGAACCCAGGAGGACCGGAACAAGACCCGGCCCAUCGUUGUAACAACCAUCAGGCCGGGCGGGCCGGCCGACAGGGAAGGGACUGUCAAACCGGGGGACCGGUUGCUGAGCAUCGACGGGAUCCGUCUCCACGGCAACACGCUGUCGGAGGCCAUGAGCAUCCUGAAGCAGUGCGGACAGGAAGCCACGCUGCUGAUCGAGUACGACGUAUCAGUGAUGGACUCGGUGGCCACGGCGUCGGGGCCGCUGCUGGUCGAGGUCGCCAAGCCGACGGGCUCCAGUCUGGGCGUGGCCCUGUCCACCUCCCUGUUCUGCAGCAAGCAGGUCAUCGUCAUCGACAAGGUCAAACCCGCCAGCAUCGCAGACAGGUGUGGCGCUCUUCAUGCAGGGGAUCACAUCCUGUCCGUUGACGGGAAGUCGAUGGAGUUCUGUUCUCUGGCUGAAGCCACUCAGCUGCUCUCUGCUUCCUGUCAGACCGUACGCAUGGAGAUCCUGCCGCAGCACCAGGCCCGACCGGCCCUGAACGCACCGCAGCACGCCCUCAGCCACUCGUUCUCUCCUGGUUCCAUGUCGGCCUAUAGUCUCUCGUCCCUCAACAUGAGCACCCUGCCCAGGAACAUGUACCCCACGAGUCCACGCAGCACCAUGAUGAGGAGGAAGAACAAGAAGAAGGACUUCAAGAGCUCCUUGUCUCUGGCGUCCAGCACCGUGGGACUCGCCGGUCAGGUGGUCCACACGGAGACCACGGAGGUGACGCUGCUGGGCGACGGCAUCAUGGGGUUCGGCCUGCAGCUGCAGGGCGGAGUCUUCGCCACGGAAACGCUGUCGUCGCCGCCGCUCAUCGCCUACAUCGACCCCGACAGCCCAGCUGAGAGGUGCGGCAUUCUGCAGAUCGGAGACAGAAUCCUGUCGAUCAACGGCGUCCCGACCGAAGACUCGACUCUGGAGGAGACCAACCAGCUGCUCCGAGACUCGUCCAUCACCGCUCAGCUCACGCUGGAGAUCGAGUUCGACGUGGCAGAGUCGGUCAUCCCCAGUUCUGGAACGUUCCACGUGAAGCUCCCAAAGAAACCCGGGGUGGAGCUCGGAAUCACCAUCAGCUCUCCGUCCAACAGGAAACCAGGCGAUCCUCUGAUCAUCUCAGACAUCAAGAAAGGCAGCGUCGCACACAGGACGGGGACGUUGGAGCUGGGGGACAAGCUGCUGGCCAUCGAUAACAUCCGGGUGGAGAGCUGCUCCAUGGAGGAAGCCGUUCAGAUCCUGCAGCAGUGCGAGGAGCUCGUCAAGCUCAAGAUCCUCAAAGACGAAGACAACUCCGAUGAGCAGGAGGUGACCGGCAGCAUCAUCUACACGGUGGAGCUGCAGAGGUACGGAGGCCCGUUGGGGAUCACCAUCUCAGGCACCGAGGAGCCGUUCGACCCGAUCAUCAUCUCCUCGCUGAGCAAAGGAGGGCUGGCUGAGAGGACCGGGGCGAUCCACGUGGGCGAUCGCAUCCUGGCCAUCAACAGCAGCAGCUUGAAGGGGAAGCCUCUGAGUGAAGCCAUCAGUCUGCUGCAGCAGGCCGGGGAGACCGUCACGCUGAAGAUCAAGAAGCAAGGCGACCUGUCCAGCCCAAAGUCCUGCGUGAUUGGUCCAGGCUUGGUGCCAGGGGCGGGGCUAACCCAGGAGAACCAGGAUGUGGAGGAUGGGCCUGUUAUCACGGUCGCCCCUCCCCAGAGGACGUUCAGCACGCUGCCGUCGGUGGACAGCGCCGUGGAGUCCUGGGACGGGUCCAACAUGGACAGCAGCUUCAACACCUCAGCUCCGCCUUUUCAGUCGUCUCCGUACAGUUUUCAUGAGUGGCGCAGCCUGAAGACGACCAACAGCCAAUCACAGUCCUCCACGCGGCCGAGGGCCAAUCCGCUGUCAGACCUGGGGCUGAGUGACGACGACUGGGACCGCCCACCGCUCGGAGGGUUCACUGUGGGGCACGACGGGACGGAACCGGACCAGGAGGAGAACUUCUGGUCUCAGGCUCUGGAGGAUUUGGAAACGUGCGGUCAGAGCGGCAUCCUCCGAGAACUCGAGGCAACCAUCAUGUCAGGCUCCACCCUCAGCCUGAACCACGACCCCACCCCUCUGCGCAGCACACUCGGUCGUCAGGCGAGCUUCCAGGAACGCAGCAAUUCCAAACCGCAGGUCAACCCUCGCGCCAACACGUUGCCCUCGGACCCUCAGCGCCGAGCCUUUGCCAUGAAAAAGAUGAGGCAGGAAGUCAACGACAUCUUAAACCAGAACCCUGUGGAACUCCAUAAGCUCAUUUUGGAGAAGGCCUCGGACCUGGAGGAUUUUGGUUUCAGUGUUUCUGACGGUUUGUUGGAUCGCGGCGUCUACGUUAAUAACAUCCGACCGGGCGGCCCGGCAGAGCGGGGCGGCCUGCGUGCCUAUGACCGAAUCCUGCAGAUCAACCACGUUCGGACCAGGGACUUCGACUGCUGCCUCGUCGUUCCGCUCAUCGCAGAGUCUCCAAAUCGUUUGGAACUGGUCAUCAGCCGAAACCCCUCCUCUUCCUCGUGCCCGCUGACCAAUCACAACGAAGGCACCACCAACAGCCACUCCCAUCAGCCAAUCAACAGCGAGGUCGGGCCGUCAGAGAUCUCCCUGGACCCGGUUGAAGAUGGUGGUCCCAUCAAGUGGAGCCAGCCAGGAGACAGCCUGCUGGCAGGGCUCGGCUCGGGGCAAGUCACUAAUAACUCCUUAUAGCAGACAGAAACCGGACCAAACUGGAUUCAGUCUGGAUCGGAGAGGUCAGUAAGGAGAACCGUGCAGCAGUUUUGGAGUCAAACUGGUUUAGAACUGUGUAAACUGGUUCAAAGUGGACCUCUCGUGGUGCUACACACCCUCUGGAUGAACCUUUGACCUUUGAACUGCUAAAGCAGCCUGAAAGCACACCAUUGGCCCGGAACUCUUCACAUUUUCACCCAAACCAGUUCUAAACCGGUACAACUGGGGUCACCGGAGCCAGAAUCACAACCACAGCUGGAGAUACUGGUCCAGCUAGUCCAAGAUGAAAAGUCUGCUGGUCCCACUGGCCUAGAGCCAUGGCUGCUGGUUCUACUGAAGCCUCGACCUCAGCCAAGUGUACUGGUGGCGUGCAGACCUAAAACUGGGCCUUCUGGUCCCCCUGAAGGGACAUGGAUACUGGUUUUACUGUUCUGGGACAAGGGUUACUGGUUCUCUAAGCCUAGGGAACUAGUCUAGAAAUACUACUAGUCUGGUGUGGUCCAGUGGUCUUACUGGUCAAAGACUCAUGGGUUCUGGUCUUUGUAUUCAACAUUCAGCCAUCUCCACUAUAGUCAGAACUACACCAGUGGUCUUACAUGGUCUAAACCAGUGGUUCCCAACCCU